CCUUCUUCUUUUCAGGUUUCUCACUGUCCAUAAGAUACGCCUGUUACUCUGUCGCAAUCAUCAAAAUCAUCGUCUGUCGACUCUGCGAUCAUUCCGGGUUCGAGCUGCGGCUGAUGGUUCAUGAUGCCGGCCCUGUUGGAGGACCCAGAGUCACCCGUCAUUUAUCGGGUUUCUGGCCAGGGCCCGUAUCCAGCCGCAGAUAAUCCGCAAAUUCCAUCCUCCAUAUUCCCAAGGCCCGUCACACUUCGAGAUCGAGUGACUGUUGCGACACUGGUUCCCUUCUUCUCCCCAGAGGCUGUACCAAAGAGACUUCUUGCAUAUCUCUCGGACAACCUCAAUAAGGAAAUUGAAAGCGGAGAUACUUAUCCGAUGAUCAAUGCCCUACCACUGGAAACUUUCGGGCCCUACUGGUUUGGAAACUUUGGCGCCGUCAUGAUCCAGGGCGAUAUUGGUGGCAUCGAGGGCGUGGCGGAACUCGAUCGCAGCGGAGCCGACUGGAACAAACUCUGCCUAGGGAGUUUCUACGUCAAGCCUAACUAUCCUGGUCGGAGCAGUCAUGUGUGCAACGGUGGAUUUCUCGUGACUACGGCCGCUCGCAACAAGGGUGUCGGCAAGUCAAUGGGACAAUGUUACCUGGACUGGGCCCCUCAACUGGGCUAUACUUAUUCAGUCUUCAACCUGGUGUAUGAAUCGAACACUGCGUCGACCAGGAUAUGGGAUUCGCUCGGGUUCAAGCGGAUAGGACGAGUGCCCGGUUGUGGUAAUUUAAAGUCUUCUAAUGAACCUGUGGACGCCAUCAUCUACGGAAAGGAUUUGAAAGCGGACGGCGAGAAUGAUCAAUCCGAAGAGCGCUUUGACAAAAUCCGAUACUAUCUGCGACAUCAGCUGUACCCCCAAGGAGCUGAUAGAUCAGAGAAGAGUCGACUCAGAAGUGCUGCUACUCACUACAAAUUGAUUGGCGGCCAGGACGGAGUGCCCGAGAAGUUGUUCUUGAAGGACAAAGAAGUUAUAUCGGACCCACAAGCGCAAUACGAAAUUGCGAAACAAAUACACCUCCAGGCCCAUGGAGGCAUUAACAAGACGACAGCCAUAAUAGCGACCAAGUACCAUUGGAUACGGAUAAAGGAGACAGUCAGCCACGUCAUAAAGAAUUGCCCGGAGUGUAAGGAUGUCAACAAGCCGCCCAUCAUCCGCGCAGAAAACAGAGGUCGGAGCAAGACUCUCGAAGAAGUGCCUGCGACGUUACCCGUGCCGCCGCAGGGCCUAGUGAGCCCUCCAGAAUUGCAAAACGUGCCGCAGGAGGAUCUCACUGCCAACAAUAUAGCAAACCAUGAUUUUGCGCCCAUACAACAAGCCAUGGAUCUUCAAGUUGCUAAUGAUCAUCUCAACGGUCCAAAUGGCCAUAUGCAACCAGACGGACACCUCCACCCAGACGCCCACCUCCAUCCGGAUGCGCAUCUACACCCCGACGCUCAUCUUCACCCUGAAGCACAUCUUCAUCCUGAUGCGCAUCUUUCCUACGACGAAAUGGCGAUUGAUCCACAAAUUAUGGAACAGAUACAGGCAAUGGCUUCUGAAUAUGAUCAAAACCCUCACGCCUUCGUCCAAGCUGGAAUGCCGCCAUUUGGGGACACUUCACAUCUUCAGCCGCAUCAUGAUCCACACGAUUUCAACCAUCAGGCGGCCAACCAUCACUACAUAAACGACUCGAAUCCGCCGAUGAUGGGCCACGACGAUGUGAUGGACGAGGGAGGCGCAGGCACCGGAUUGAGCAAUAUGCAACCGAUACAACACGUAUUGCCGAUGGAUUAUAUUGACACUUCAAACAACCAGCAAUACAAACUUGAGCAAUAAAUUCGGUGCAGGCGUUUGGGUCUGGAGGCGUUUCAGAAGGGACACCUAUGACCGGGUCAUUUUUGCAACACAAGGAGCGUUGGGGAAACUGGUACGGGGAAUCUGACAUGACAUUUGGACGGAAAAUCGGUCAUAAACGGUGUAGAUAAAAACGAACAAAAUGUGCAGACCACGCUCAGGAGCGAGAUGUCAUGGCACGGAUGAAAAGCAGCAGGCAGCCCACGAUGCUGAACAAAUACUAUGUAUCUCAAUCCAUCUACAUAGUCAAAUCGAUAGCAGAAUAGUCUUCAAAUCAGAAAUGACGACCAUGAUACGGUUGUACUUGCCUAAACAGGCUCGACUAAGC
Molecule: messenger RNA, 2200 nt
Organism: Exophiala viscosa
Lineage: Eukaryota; Fungi; Ascomycota; Eurotiomycetes; Chaetothyriales; Herpotrichiellaceae
Product: histone acetyltransferase Spt10
Exons: 3
Coding region: 121-1854 (577 amino acids)
Cellular component (GO): nucleus
Molecular function (GO): acyltransferase activity, transferring groups other than amino-acyl groups
Source: RefSeq, a predicted model, not a curated record